Messenger RNA from Fusarium vanettenii 77-13-4, 909 nucleotides. RefSeq lists its product as uncharacterized. The transcript has a single exon. The record is from RefSeq and is a predicted model, not a curated record. Lineage: Eukaryota; Fungi; Ascomycota; Sordariomycetes; Hypocreales; Nectriaceae. Bases 1 to 909 code for a protein of 302 amino acids.
AUGGCCCCCAACGACUACAGUCCUGCCAGGGACAUCCCACCCUUGGACGGCAAGGUUAUUCUAAUCACUGGCGGCAACAUUGGUCUCGGAAAGCAAUCAGCCUUGGACCUCGUAAAGCAUAACCCUGCCGAAAUCUGGCUCGCUGCCCGCAACUCCCAAAGGGCCGACGCCGCCAUCACCGAACUCAAAGAGACAGCGCCUCAAGUGUCUGUCCGGUUCCUCCAACUCGACCUGGGCUCCUUCGACUCCGUCAAAAACGCCGCUCGCACUUUCACGUCCUCUGUCCCACGUCUCGAUAUUCUCCUCCUCAACGCUGGCGUCAUGGGUUGCCCACCAGGCCAAACUAAGGAAGGCUACGAGACGCACUGGGGAAUCAACCACGUUGGUCACGCCUUAUUUCUCAAGCUUCUAACUCCCUUGCUUCUCAAGACAAGGGUCGAGUCUCGAUCCGAGGUGAGGAUCGUCUCGGUCAGCUCUGUCGCCCAUAAGUUUAGCGUUUCGGGCGGCGUAAAAUUCGACAUUCUCAAAGCCAAUGGAGGAGGGGAGUCGCCCAACAAUCUAUACGGCCAGAGUAAACUUGCAAAUCUCAUAUACGCCAAGGAGUACGCCGAGCACCAUCCGGAGUUGACAUCAGUGUCCAUCCAUCCCGGUACUGUCAAGACGGAUCUUCAAACCUCUGGCGGGAAUCUGCUCAUGCGAGGCUUCCAAAAGUUCAUUGUUCCGCUCAUAGGAGUUGAAGUGGAAGAGGGUGCCAAGAGUCAGCUGUGGGCAGCAACCGCCAAGGGUGUUGAGAGUGGAGAGUACUAUGAGCCUGUUGGGGUUGCUGGGCGAGGUAGUGCAUUGUCCAAGAACAAGGAAUUGGGAAAGAAGCUUUGGGACUGGACAGAGAAGGAACUUGCGGCAUGUUGA